AUGUUAAAAGCAAGGAUACAGAGGAAGCUUGGGUUUGUUGAAAGUAACGUUCAGUUGCAGCUGAGCUACAAGCCACUACUGGUAGAAACAUUGGAGCAUUGUGAGCUUAAUGAUGAUGAGAAUGUUAAUAUUUAUCUAGACUCCGUUAAUUAUGAGAAGCGAAGAUGUAUGUUGUUUGUGAAUGUCAUCCCUUCUGAGCCUCAGCCUGAGCAAGUUCCCAUAGUGCCCAUAGUGCCCACAGUGCCCACAGUGCCCAUAGGGGACCAAAGUUCUGUUGGUAUGAACUAUGAAAACCAACAUGCGAAGGAUGGUGAAAUCGGACCUAACGCCAUUGUUGUCUACGUAGGCAAAGAAAAGGCUGUAGAGGGUGAUUCUAAUAAAGAGGGUGAAGCUGAAUCACGUGAUGAAGGUGAUGAAUAUACUGAGCCACGCCCUGUUGUAGAACCGUUAAAGUCGGACAAGGUGCGUUAUGUGGUCAAAUGUCCUAAAGAAGGAUGUAACUGGGGUUUACGAGGUGGUAGGAUUCGAGAUACAGAUAUUUUCUCGAUUAGAAGGCACAACAAGAUGCAUACAUGCUCUCGGGCUAGUCAAAGUUCAAGCAACAGUAAGAGACAAGGCACUCCAAAAUUAGUUGCUUCUCUUUUACAUGGUGAUUAUCCAGGGCAAAUGGAAACUCCACCUCCGAAAAUUAUCAUGGAUCUUGUCAAGACAAAAUUAGGUGUUGAUAUAUCAUAUUCCACGGCGUUGAGAGGGAAAAAUCAAGCUGUUACUGAUUUGAAAGGUAGCCCAGAAGAAAGCUACAAGAUGCUGCGAUGUUAUCUGCACAUGUUAGAGAAGGUUAAUCAUGCUUUGGGAGCUAGCAUUGAAGGAUUUAAAGUCAUGAGGAAAGUUAUAACUAUGGAUGCAACUUUUCUAAAGAACGGAUAUAAGGUAUUUAUGACUGACAGAAAUACAAGUCUCAUAAAAGCUAUAGCUAAUGUGUAUCCUCUGGCUCAUCAUGGUUUUUGUAUAUGGCAUUUAUCCCAAAAUGUGAAAGGUUAUGCUCGUAACGUGAACAAAGACGUUGUUGCAUGGAGAUUCAUGGAGUGUAGUAGGUUUUACACAGUGGCUGAGUUCAACAUUGCUUACGCAUCUUUUACGACAAGAUAUCCUUCUGCUGCCAAGUAUCUUGAAGAAUCUACCCAGAAAGAAAGAUGGGCACGAUGUGUUUUUCCAGGAGAUAGAUACAACCUAGACACAAGCAACUGUGUUGAAUCGUUGAACAGUGUAUUCAAAGAUGCAAGGAGGUACUCCUUGAUACCCAUGCUUGAUGCAAUACUUAAAAAAUUCUCUGAAUGGUUUAAUGAACAUCGAAAAGAUGCUGUGUCUGGAUCAGUCGCAAAUAAAUUGGUGCCUUUAGUGGAGAACUACUUACAUGAUUUAUGGGCAACUGCUGAGAAACUAAAGGUGAUAGAGCUAAAUGGUUUCGAGCUUGAAUACAAUGUCAUUGACAGUGACGGAAAGCCUUAUUUGGUGAAGUUGCGAUUGAGAAGUUGCAGUUGUAGGUUUUUCGAUAUACAAAAGUAUCCUUGUGUGCAUGCAUUGGCGUCUUUCAUUACAUACCAAAAAUAUGGAGGUAAGGAUUUCGAGUUACAUGAGUUGUGUUCUAAGUAUUAUUGGACGGAGCUGUGGGCAAUUGCAUAUUGCAGGACAAUUUAUUUAGUACCUGAUAAGUCUCGAUGGGAUGUCCUAGAUGACGUCCAAGAUAUGGAGAUCAUACCUCCGAGUCGGAAAAUAAGAGGGGGAAGAAAGAAAACAAAAAGGUAUGCAUCUGCUGGGGAAAAACGACCAAAAACGACCUAG
Messenger RNA from Camelina sativa (false flax), 1842 nucleotides. NCBI's taxonomy places the organism in Eukaryota, Viridiplantae, Streptophyta, Magnoliopsida, Brassicales, Brassicaceae. The record is from RefSeq and is a predicted model, not a curated record.